Molecule: messenger RNA, 2613 nt
Organism: Plodia interpunctella (Indianmeal moth)
Lineage: Eukaryota; Metazoa; Arthropoda; Insecta; Lepidoptera; Pyralidae
Gene: Gro
Product: groucho
Exons: 16
Coding region: 188-2323 (711 amino acids)
Biological process (GO): negative regulation of canonical Wnt signaling pathway; regulation of DNA-templated transcription
Cellular component (GO): nucleus; transcription regulator complex
Molecular function (GO): protein binding; transcription corepressor activity
Source: RefSeq, a predicted model, not a curated record
AGUUCAUUUCCAGCGUUUGAGUGCGGAGCGUGUGUUUCGUGUUAAAAAAUUCUAGUGUCUCGCGUGUGACUGACCGCGCGGAUUCGUGCCUUUACUAUUGUGUUAUUGUUGUGUCUUGAGUGGAGUGAGUGUUGUGUCUUGUUUUAAUUAGUGUUUCUGACGAUGGCUGCGUGUGUUUGACGUGGGAAUGUAUCCAAGCGCGGGCGCAAUGAACGCCGCCGCUGCCGCUGCAGCCGUGGCGGCCGCAAGGCAUCCGGGUCCACCGCAGCCCGGCCAACCUAUCAAAUUUACAGUCGGCGAGUCCUGUGAUAGGAUAAAAGAAGAGUUUAACUUUCUACAAGCACAAUAUCACAAUUUAAAAUUAGAAUGCGAAAAAUUGGCUAGUGAAAAAAUUGAAAUACAAAGGCAUUAUGUUAUGUACUAUGAAAUGUCAUAUGGCCUCAAUGUGGAAAUGCACAAGCAGACGGAGAUAGCAAAAAGACUAAAUGCGAUAAUAGCUCAAAUACUUCCGUUUUUAUCACAAGAGCACCAGCAACAAGUAGCGUCGGCCGUGGAGAGGGCGAAGCAGGUCACGAUGACGGAACUCAACGCUAUUAUAGGGCAACAAAGGCCAGACCUGCCGCGGUUACUGCAACAAAUGCACGCAGCUCACCUCCCGGCGCAUGGGGCGCCGCCCUUGCCUCUUUUAGGCCAGGGCGCUCUGCCCCCAGCGGGGCUACUGGGCCUCGGAGUGCCUCACCACCCCCUUUCAGUACUCGCUAAGCCACCAGAUCUACAUCGGUCAGAUGAUAAAGGAAAUGGUAUCAGUUCAGCAGAGGAAAGACAUAGGAAUUCCAUAUCUCCGGGCGAGAGAGAAAAAUAUAGAACGCGGAGUCCGGCAGAGCCUGACCACAAGAAACUAAAGAAAGAAGAGAAAGACAUGGGUCAUGAGUUGGUAGUAGACGACGCGAGCGAGGAGCCAACGUCGCCACACAACGGCGCGCCCUCACCCAGAGAAAACGGUUUAGAUAAGUUGCAACCUAAGAAGGAACACCCACCACACAGUCCCAGGUCGGGUACCUCAAGCAAUGCAUCAACGCCUUCAGCGAAGAAGCUAGAUGAGAAGCCCAGCACCCCGAUUUCAAAGCCGGUGACGCCGACGUCGGGCGCUAGCGGCGCGGGGCCCGCGGGCGCUCCGCUGAAAGCCGCCGUCAAACCGCCAUCUUUACAAUACCCGUAUUUGGGCAAUGGCGCUCAUGACGCGUAUGGGUUAGCUGGAUAUUCGGCGAGAGCUGCCCUAGCGUACGAACCCCUUAGGCCUCCGCUAGGACCCGCUGCUUUAGCGCCUAUACCUGGAGGAAAACCGGCAUACUCAUUCCACGUGUCAGCGGAGGGUCAGAUGCAGCCGGUGCCGUUUCCCCCCGACGCCCUGAUGGGCCCGGGCAUCCCGCGCCACGCGCGACAAGUCUCUGCGCUUGCGCACGGCGAAGUCGUCUGCGCAGUCACAGUGUCCUCGCCCACUAAGUACGUGUACACCGGUGGGAAAGGCUGCGUGAAGGUGUGGGACAUCAGUCAGCCGAGUAAAGCGCCCGUCAGCCAACUGGACUGUUUGCAAAGAGACAACUACAUCAGGUCGGUGAAGCUGCUGCCGGACGGGCGCACGCUGAUCGUGGGCGGCGAGGCCUCCAACCUGUCCAUCUGGGACCUGGCGUCGCCCACGCCGCGCAUCAAGGCCGAGCUCACCUCCUCCGCGCCCGCCUGCUACGCGCUCGCCAUCAGCCCCGACUCCAAGGUGUGCUUCAGCUGUUGUUCGGACGGCAACAUCGCGGUGUGGGACCUGCACAACCAGACGCUGGUGCGGCAGUUCCAGGGCCACACGGACGGCGCGUCCUGCAUCGACAUCUCCGCCGACGGCACCAAGCUGUGGACGGGCGGGCUCGACAACACUGUCCGGUCGUGGGAUUUAAGAGAAGGCAGACAGCUGCAGCAGCAUGAUUUCAGUUCUCAGAUAUUCUCCUUAGGCUAUUGUCCAACAGGCGAGUGGCUGGCGGUGGGCAUGGAGAACAGCAACGUGGAGGUGCUGCACGCGGUGAAGCCGGACAAGUACCAGCUGCACCUGCACGAGUCGUGCGUGCUGUCGCUGCGCUUCGCGUCCUGCGGCAAGUGGUUCGUGUCCACGGGCAAGGACAACCUGCUCAACGCCUGGCGCACGCCCUACGGCGCUAGUAUAUUCCAGUCUAAAGAAUCUUCAUCAGUUUUGAGCUGUGACAUUUCAUCAGACGACAAGUACAUCGUGACGGGCUCCGGCGACAAGAAAGCGACAGUCUACGAAGUGAUCUACUAGUGACAAACAAACAAACAAGCGAACAAAACAGAUCAAGUGACUGUGUAUAGUGAGUGACGUUCCGCGAACAGAGUGGCACGUGGUGAUAUAGUUUUAGUGUAUGUAUAGAUUAUAUUGGGAAGCCUGUAUUGUAUGUACUUAUGCGACUUGUUUAUAUAGAUUAGUGUGCGCGAUUUUAUGUUUAUUUGUUGAGCGCCCGUAGUGUAUGUUGGCAGCAGAUCUCAAAAUGAUGAUUUCGUUUCAAUAUUGUUGUAAAAUGCUCGUAUUAAAGAAAAGAUAUGCGCAAACUA